Messenger RNA from Folsomia candida, 1370 nucleotides. Its product is annotated as 7-methylguanosine phosphate-specific 5'-nucleotidase A. The transcript has 5 exons. The record is from RefSeq and is a predicted model, not a curated record. Bases 237 to 1154 code for a protein of 305 amino acids. Gene Ontology annotation, cellular component: cytoplasm. NCBI's taxonomy places the organism in Eukaryota, Metazoa, Arthropoda, Collembola, Entomobryomorpha, Isotomidae. Gene Ontology annotation, molecular function: 5'-nucleotidase activity; magnesium ion binding.
UCUGUCAAGGAUGAAGAAGUGAAGCAAAUUUUACAAAAAGUGCUUGUGGAAUGUGAAUAUUCACGUUCUGAUUCUGAACUAUUUCGACUGUCUCCAUAUCAUCCAGCAAUUAAAAAAAGUAGUGCGGGAUUGGAUCAUUCGAAUGGCAUUGCACUAAUUUCAUUCAAAAAAUUUCCAACUGGGGAGGGACUAGGGAGCGACUUUUGGGAGUAAUACGGUUGUCAAUUAUUCAAGAAAUGUCAGGCAAAAUGUCCUCACUUUUAAAACAGAUUAUCAGCUCUUAUCCACAUCCUGAAAAAGUCAAAAUUAAAGAUAUCACGAAAGUGGGGAAAAUGAUCGACUCUCUCGUGUCUCGAGGACCAGAAUCCCUUCAAGUCAUCACUGACUUUGACUUCACUCUCUCGAAAUCGCAUCUCCCUGAUGGUUCGCCGGCAUGCAGUGGACCAGGUGUUAUGAACAAUAGUUCAUUGAUGAGCCAAGACUUUCGAGACAAAGUGAACGCCCUGUACAAAAAAUAUCGGCCGAUCGAAUUUGAUCAUAACAUGCCCGUUGAGCAAAAAAUUCCACUGAUGGUCGAAUGGUACCAACAGCGCAAAAAUGUCGUUGUUGCAUCCAGGGUGCAAAGGUCUCAAAUUGAAGAAAUGGUAACUUCAUGUGGCGUAGUUUUAAGGGACGGAGCCCCUAAAACUUUAGCUUGGCUGAACGAAGAGAAAGUUCCUGUACUAAUCUUCUCUGCCGGAAAUGGGGACAUUAUUGAAGCUGUGAUGAAGCGAGAUGGCGUAAUGUUUGACAACGCACACGUUAUCGCAAAUUUUUACAAAUAUGACGAUGAAGGAUUUGUUAUUGACUACAAAAAUUCUACAUUACUUCAUGUAUUCAACAAGAAUGAGCAUGCGAUAGAGAAUUCGACAUAUUUUGAGGACAUUAGUCAUCGACCAAACGCCCUUCUCCUCGGAGAUCAUCUUGCAGACGCGAGAAUGGCUGAAGGAAUGCAGGACCCAGAAACGAUUUUUAAGAUUGGAUUUUUCAAUGAUCCCUCUCAAGUUGAAGAGUCGUUAAGUCUGUAUGAGGAAACAUUUGAUGUGGUUUUGGUGGAGGAUCAAACUUUUGAAUUUGUGAACAUCUUGUUAAAGUUUAUUUUUGGACGAAAUUAGCGGAUCCAAAGCAAGACACCAACUCCUCAUCAGACUGUCAUUACUGAUCAUUCCAUUCGUCUCGGGUCGAAUACCGAAACAUGACUCACAAAGAAGGCUUCUGCCAUCCUCCACAGAAAAGAUUAUUAUUUGAUGUUUUCAGUUGACCCUGUAAACCCAACAGUAUAACCUUGUCACGUCAUACUGAAUAAAUUCUAGUCUUUUGAAUAACAAAAA